Messenger RNA from Rotaria sp. Silwood2, 1215 nucleotides. The record is from the annotation of a GenBank genome assembly. NCBI's taxonomy places the organism in Eukaryota, Metazoa, Rotifera, Eurotatoria, Philodinida, Philodinidae.
AUGCUGAGAAACACAACAUUUAUUGCAGAUCAACAACGUAUAUUUAAUAUAACAAAAGAAAAUAAUAAUUUUCAGUCACUGAUCAAUUUAUUUCUCAUUAAAAAAAACAAACAUCAAAAUUUUCCUUGCCUUGAUCAGACUAUUCGUCUAUUAGAUUUUGAUUUUUAUAAUGAUCUUCUUCCAACAAUAGCUAAAUGGGCAUCCGAUCACACACAAGCAAAAUCAAUUGAACCACUUCAAGCAGGCAAAACAGCAACGAUUGUGUAUACAGCAGCACAAGCACGUUAUAUUCUUGCCAAUGCUUUUUUUCUUAACACAAUACCAGGAUAUGGCAAUAUAGAUUUAAAUGAAUUAUAUAAUUCAUUAUCGAAUGAUUUAGCUAUCGAAAGAAUACGAUGUUUAAUUGAAUAUUUUCGUCUAUCAUCCCAACAAAAUGAUGAUCGACUAAUUUCAAUUGAACGAUAUUCAUAUGAUCAUGAAUUACCAGAUUGGAGUAAACAAAAUAUUCUAAUCGAAUCAUCAAAAAUAAAUUUAAUUACUAAUCGAAUGGAAGAUGAUAAUGAAGCACAAGGCUUUGUUGAUUUUGCUAAUAAACAUAUUCAUAUACAUAGUAUUAUUCCAUCGGCUACGCAAGAAGAAGUUUUGUUUAGUUGUUGUCCAGAAGCAUUUUUAUCUAUUCUUGUAUGUGACACAUUACAAGAUAAUGAAAUUGUUAUUCUUCGUGGAUGUAAACGAUUCAUUGAUUAUACUGGUUAUGCUGAUACAUUUUGUUACAAAGGUCAUUAUCAUGAACAAAAUCCAACAUAUAUUCAAGAUAUUCUUGUUUUGGAUGCUUGUUACAGUAGUCACUUUACAAGAAAUAAUAUUGAUCGAGAUUUAGGCAAAGCAUGGGCAGCAUUUGAGAAAUCAAAAGAUGAGAUUAUUGUUACAGGAAAAUGGGGAUGUGGUGUAUUUGGUGGAGAUUUAACAUUUAAAUUCUUACAACAAAUAUGUGCAGCUAUGCUACUUGGAAAUCAUUUUAAAAGAUUAGAUUAUUCUGUUCGUAGUAAAGAGAAUUUAGCAUCAAAACUUAAACAUAUAGUGGAAAAAUUGGAACAAGAUAAAAUAACAGUCGCCGAUGUUUAUCAUAUGAUGAUUAAAUAUAGUAAAACUGAGAAAACAGCUGGAUCACUACCAGAAUUUAGUGACUAUUGUGAGAAAUGGCUAAAUUCCUGA